UCUUAGGGCAGGGCCAAGUCUGGGGGCGAAGCCAAGAGUAGCAGCAUGCUAAACAGAGUGCGCUCCGCCGUGGCGCACCUGGUCAGCUCCGGGGGUCCACCGGGGUCUGGGUCCAAAGACCUCCCUGCUACAGCGUCGCCCGUCCCCACUGCUCCCCCAACGGCACCCCGAAGCCCUCCGGCGGGGGCCGAAAGCGGAAGCAGAGCAUCGGGGGGCGCUGUGGAGAGUCGGGGCAGUUUCUCACGACCGACCUUCUUGCAGCUGAGCCCGGGGGGGCUAAGACGGGCGGAAGAUCACGCUGGCCGGGUCGUGCAGAGCCCCCCGGAUACGAGCCGCCGCCUGCCCUGGAGAACUGGCUAUGCCGAGGUCAUUAACGCAGGCAAGAGUCGGCAUAAUGAGGACCAGGCAUGCUGUGAGGUGGUUUAUGUUGAAGGCAGACAGGCCAGAAUGGGUGGGCCAGGGAAAUCCAUCACGGACCAGGGCCAACAGGGUCUCUGCUUCCACUACUGGGGCCUGUUCGACGGCCAUGCAGGGGCUGGGGCCGCAGAGAUGGCCUCCAGACUUCUUCAUCGAUAUAUCCGGGAACAGCUUCGGGGCCUGGUGGAGAUUCUGCAGGACCCUGCUCCCCCACCUCUGUGCCUUCCAUCUGAUACCAAGGCUUCUGUCUCCUCGGAGUCCUCGUGUCCCAGUGGGUCCCAGUCCUGCUGGCCAUUGCAGAAAGAGGUGACCCACGAGAGCCUGGUAGUGGGAGCCAUUGAGAACGCCUUCCAGUUCAUGGAUGAGCACAUGGCACGAGAGCAGAGGGGUCAGCACGCAGUCGGUGGUUGCUGUGCCCUGGUUGUGGUCUACCUCCUAGGGAAGAUGUAUGUGGCCAAUGCUGGAGACAGCAGGGCUAUCAUUAUUCGAAAUGGGGACAUCAUUCCAAUGUCUCGGGAGUUUACCCCUGAGACAGAAAGACAAAGACUGCAACUCCUUGGUUUCCUGAAGCCAGAACUACUGGGCAGUGAGUUCACCCACCUCCAGUUCCCCCGGAGAGUUCAGCCAAAAGAGCUGGGUCAACGAGUGCUGUAUCGAGACCAGAGCAUGACUGGCUGGGCCUAUAAAAAGAUUGAACUGGAAGAUCUCAGGUUUCCCCUGAUUUGUGGAGAAGGCAAAAAGGCUCGGGUAAUGGCCACCAUCGGAGUAACCCGAGGCUUGGGUGACCAUAAUCUAAAAGUGUGCAGUUCUACGCUGCCUGUCAAACCCUUCCUCUCCUGUUUCCCUGAGGUACAGGUAUAUGACCUGACCCAGUAUGAGCACUGCCCUGAUGACGUGUUAAUCCUGGGAACAGAUGGAUUAUGGGAUGUCAACAGUGAUAAAGAUGUGGCUGUCACUGUGGACAAAGUUCUGUCCAGCUACGAGCCUAACGAUCCCAGCAGGUACACUGCACUGGCCCAAGCCCUGGUCUUGGGGGCCAGGGGCAUCUCCAGGGAGCAGGGCUGGCGGCUCCCCAAUAACAAAAUGGGCUCUGUUGAUGAUAUUUCUGUCUUCGUCAUCCCAUUAGGGGGGCCUGGCAGCUAUACUUAAGGGGCCCAGGCCCCUCCUCCCUCAGCCUCUUCAGAAUCCGGCUCCAGCCCAGCCCAGCCCUUGCAGCUGGGGCCAUAAUACUGUUCGGGAGGACUUUCACUGGGCGGGGAUUGUCUGCUGCUUCUAUCUUACCCUGGGAUGUGUGUAAAUAAAUCAA
Sarcophilus harrisii (Tasmanian devil) is the source of this 1723-nucleotide messenger RNA. It is a transcript of the gene PPM1J, whose product is annotated as protein phosphatase, Mg2+/Mn2+ dependent 1J. Bases 46 to 1566 code for a protein of 506 amino acids. NCBI's taxonomy places the organism in Eukaryota, Metazoa, Chordata, Mammalia, Dasyuromorphia, Dasyuridae. Gene Ontology annotation, molecular function: protein serine/threonine phosphatase activity. The transcript has 10 exons. Gene Ontology annotation, biological process: protein dephosphorylation. The record is from RefSeq and is a predicted model, not a curated record.